AUAAUGAUAAAAUUUUUUGGGAUUGUGAUUUACAUCUUCUUCAUAUUAUCAGUUGUUGGACCAAUCUAUUCAUUUUUGACACUUUAGCCUAAGAGAGCAUAAGAGUUUUGGUCUCGAUUAGCUGUCAAGACAUUACGACUGUAAUUUAGAUAUUUACCAAACUCUUAAUAAGUGCAAACAAAUAAGAGAGUAAUCUUUUGUUAUUGAAUUAUAGACAAUGUUACUUUUCAAUCAUAGAACAUAAGGAGAUUUCUUUAUUCAUGACGUGGUUUCUUAAUAUAGUGCAAAUUUUUUAGCAAGAUGGAUGGUAGCAGUUGCAUUUCCAAUGUUAUUUAUAUUCUAAUAAUUGUUUACACAAUCAGUUUGGUUUUUUAGAAGAGGAGGAAACGAUCUAAAUAAGUAAUAUAUAUAAUAUUAUUAAAAAGCUUCUUUAAAUGGAUUGAUAACAAAUUUGAUAAAGCCACAAGGCCAAAUUUAUUAGUCUAUCCAGAAGGUCAUAGAAUGCAUGAAAGUGAUAAGGUUGGAAAGAUGAAGACAGGAAUGCUUUAAUAUGCAUAUGAUCGUAAAAUAGAUACAUAAAUAAUAAUUGUUUUGGGUAUAGAGAAAGCUUUUAAUGAAAAAAAAUUCCAUGCAAGUUUAGGGUAUUUAUGAAUAAUUAAUUUUAAUAUAGACCAACCUAGAUUGCAAUAAAAGUGGAUGAAAUAAUCAAGCCAGAUAAAUUUGCUACUUUUGAAUUGUUUAUUGAACACAUUUAAGCAAUGUUUAAGAAGAAUUUUGAAGAGACUUAUGAUUAUUAAUAUAAGAAAUCAUGA
Paramecium primaurelia is the source of this 812-nucleotide messenger RNA. Lineage: Eukaryota; Ciliophora; Oligohymenophorea; Peniculida; Parameciidae. The record is from the annotation of a GenBank genome assembly.